Messenger RNA from Galendromus occidentalis (western predatory mite), 648 nucleotides. RefSeq lists its product as uncharacterized. The record is from RefSeq and is a predicted model, not a curated record. The coding region runs from base 1 to 648 and encodes 215 amino acids. The transcript has 4 exons. Lineage: Eukaryota; Metazoa; Arthropoda; Arachnida; Mesostigmata; Phytoseiidae.
AUGUGGAUAAGCUCGAAUACGCUGAGCUCUGCGUUUCUCACGACUAUACUGUGUUCUGUGUUCGCUGAGGAUUUAAGAAGAGGAGCGUGCCAAGAGAAUCAACUUUCAAUCGAGUGUGGAUCAGAGUUGAGACCAGACAUCCACGACCUAGCUGGAAACGCGAGCUUAUUGAGCACGGACCUCACCAAGAUGACCUUGGCAAGUUUCCUGGAUUUCCUGUCCGACAGCUCUCUUCGAAGCAUACUGUUGGAUAUUCUACAGGACUCAAUCAGAUUGGCAUCUCGAUUCUCCCUGAAUGCUCUCGAGGGGGAUCGGGGUCAACUCCGCCGGACAGUUCUUGUAGGAUUGCUCGACUUCUCCGACCAAUUCAUGAACGUCACCAAGCAUUUCAUGGAUAGCACCUACGUUGGAUCGAACAUGUUGACGGCUCUCGGCAGACUUCAAAAAAUGUCUGACUCCUCGGAAGUCUUGCUUCGAAAAAUGGGGAGAACAAAUCUACUGACUUUUAUGGCGUUCACAACCGUGGAAUCAUCAAUCGGUCUCGUCGAACGAUGCCUCAACCCCGAACGCAUGAGGGACGGGUGUACACUUUUCCUCGACACUAAGAAAUUCGUCAUCAGGAACCUAAGACCGAUGGUCGAUCAAUAA